This is a messenger RNA of Chrysoperla carnea, 1774 nucleotides long. Its product is annotated as dihydrolipoyllysine-residue succinyltransferase component of 2-oxoglutarate dehydrogenase complex, mitochondrial. Bases 107 to 1552 code for a protein of 481 amino acids. The transcript has 9 exons. NCBI's taxonomy places the organism in Eukaryota, Metazoa, Arthropoda, Insecta, Neuroptera, Chrysopidae. Gene Ontology annotation, biological process: tricarboxylic acid cycle. The record is from RefSeq and is a predicted model, not a curated record. Gene Ontology annotation, cellular component: oxoglutarate dehydrogenase complex. Gene Ontology annotation, molecular function: dihydrolipoyllysine-residue succinyltransferase activity.
UUUACACUGUUAGGAGGCAUGUAUGAACUCUGAUUCAGGUGGCCCCUGAAAAUUGAUUGGAAAAUUUUAAUAGGGCCACAGUUUUGUGGUACAAUAUUAAUUUAUUAUGGCUGGUUUAUUAUCGUUAACAUCGCGUAGUUUACAGCGAAGUGUAUUAGUUUAUUUUCAAUAUGGUUUAGAGUCACAAAUUUCUAAGGUAACACCAAGAUGUAGAUCGUUGCACCAAGUAGUUCGAGUUAUUAGAAAAGUUCAAAAAAUUCAUCCAACUGUAUUUUCAAAAGUAUUAUCGCAACCGUUUCAACCGUUAACAUACGCAAAUCGAGAAUUUCGAACAUCUUUUGCUCUUUUGGAAUCACAAACUGUAAAUGUACCAGCAUUUGCUGAUUCUGUUUCAGAAGGAGACGUUAGGUGGCAGAAAAAGGUGGGAGACGCUGUCGCCGAAGAUGAUGUUGUUGCUGAAAUUGAAACAGAUAAAACAUCAGUGCCAGUUCCAUCACCUGGAAAUGGUGUGAUUGAAGAAUUAUUGGUGGCUGAUGGUACAACAGUUAAAGCUGGCCAGCCUAUUUUCAAAAUUAAUAUUACUGGUGUGAAACCUGCAGGGGCUCCUGCUCCCAAGAAAGAAGCUGCAGCUGCACCCGCACCACCACCGGCAGCUCCGGCACCAGCAGCUGCAGCACCUCCAGCUCAGGCACCACCAUCUCCACCUAAACCAUCAUCUCCGCCUCCUCCGCCCCCGAAACCAACUGCCCCUCAAGCUUCAAUGCCUGUUGCGGCAAUAAAACAUGCACAAGCUAUCGAUGGAGCAGUCGUAAAACUACCUCCAGCUGAUUACACGAAAACAAUCACUGGAACACGAACAGAACAAAGGGUGAAAAUGAAUCGAAUGAGAAUAAAGAUUGCUGAAAGAUUGAAGGACGCCCAGAAUACAAAUGCUAUGCUAACAACGUUUAAUGAAAUUGACAUGAAGAGUAUUAUGGAAUUCCGAAAACAAAAUCUUGACGCAUUUGUGAAAAAAUAUGGUAUUAAACUUGGUUUCAUGUCUGUAUUUGCAAAAGCAUGUGCUUACGCUUUACAAAGCCAACCAAUUGUAAAUGCUGUUAUCGAGGGCGAUCAAAUUAUUUAUCGAGAUUAUGUUGAUAUUUCGGUGGCUGUUGCAACUCCAAAAGGUUUGGUUGUUCCUGUAUUGCGUAAUGUUGAACAAAUGAGUUACGCUGACAUUGAAUUAGCUUUGGCUGCUUUGGCUGAAAAAGCCAAACAAGGUAAAUUAGCAAUUGAGGACAUGGAUGGCGGUACCUUUACCAUUAGUAAUGGAGGUGUUUUCGGUUCUUUAAUGGGUACACCAAUUAUUAAUCCACCACAGUCUUCAAUUUUGGGUAUGCAUGGCAUUUUCGACCGACCUAUUGCUGUUAAAGGAGAGGUUAAAAUUCGUCCAAUGAUGUACGUAGCAUUAACUUAUGAUCAUAGAUUAAUUGAUGGACGUGAAGCCGUUACAUUCUUACGAAAAAUCAAAUCAGCUGUUGAAGAUCCACGAACAAUGUUGGCUGGUUUGUAAUUGUUUUAAAUUAUUCGACAAAAAUAACAAAAGUAACAAAAAAUAUUAAUCACAUGUGUAUUGUAUUGUGUCGUUGGAUGAAUCACAUCAAUUUUGUAUCUUUAUUGUGGAUUACGGGAUAAAUUAUCAACUAUGCAUUAUUUUUGUGAUGUAUAUUCGUUAAUAGUGUUCAUCAAGAAACAAAACAACAAAAAAUUCAAACAAAAGUCGUUUAAAAUUUAA